AUGACGCCCAAAACCUCACUCACCGAGGCAGUCCAGCACUUCCUCAAUGCUCUAACAGCCUCACCACCCUCCACCCCCAACCUCCUAAAAACAUUCACUACAAACCCACGCCCUCUAAUCCACGAACACGGGCUACAGCAACUAGCUCCGUUCCUCGGGCGGACGUUCACAGGAUCCGAGGGUGUUACGCGGUACUUCGAGAUUCUGGCUCAGUACCUGAGUAUCGAAAAGAUGGGUUUUGAAUCUGAGGAUGCGUGGGUCGUUGAUGAGGAGAGUAUGACUGUUUCUUUGCGUGGGUCUGCGAGGUUCGUUUGGAAGGAGACUGGGCAAGCGUGGGAUGAGACUUUUUUUUAUCGGCUUGGGCUGGCGAGGGAUGAGGGGGAGGGGAAGGUGGCCGUCUGUGAGUAUCGGAUUUGGGCGGAUACGGGGGCUGCGUAUCUUGCUAGGAUUGGGAGGUUGGAGGAUGUGCUUGCUGGGGAUUCUCUUGGGAAAGAGCAGGGUCAGAAGGAUGUACUUGGGGGUGGGUUGAAUGUUUAUGGUUCUUGUGGGUGA
Penicillium argentinense is the source of this 552-nucleotide messenger RNA. RefSeq lists its product as uncharacterized. Bases 1 to 552 code for a protein of 183 amino acids. The record is from RefSeq and is a predicted model, not a curated record. Lineage: Eukaryota; Fungi; Ascomycota; Eurotiomycetes; Eurotiales; Aspergillaceae. The transcript has a single exon.